AUGCAGAAGAUGGCAGCCGGGCCUACCCUUGAGAGGUAUGCUUUGGUGACCGAUGAAAUUCUGCCGCUUGCAAAGAAGCUUGUGUCUAAGGGCAAAGCAAAUGUGCAAAUACCCCAAGCGGUAUUACACCUGAUUCAGAAGAAAAGUAUUGCCAUAAGAAAAGAGUGUGCUGUCUGGUUUGAGGCGCAAGCAAAAGAAAACACGAUGAUGUGGCAAGGUGUCCAAACCCAUUCUCACUUCGUCAGUGUGCUCGCCGGAACUCUAGAAAUACUUACACCACACAUCUCACCAACGAAGACAGGCCAGGCCGGACCCAACGACCCUGACAAAAACAAGAGCGCAAAGCCUACCUGGGUCCACAGCAACAGGUUCGCCAACCGCGAGAUGGAAGACCUUGGAAUACAAGAAUCAACAAACGCCUUGGACAAGAAAGCCAAAACCCUCACUAACGCGCCAGCACUAGCUCAAGAAUCCGGUAAAACCGUCUAUGAAGUUAAAACCUCGAAUGAAGACGUGAUUUAUGCGGUCUAUUGCAUGCUCGAGGAUCAGGAUCGGAUUCAAGAUAAUAUCUGCCAAUUGUGGCAGGAUUAUUUCACAGGGCAUGUCAGUCUGAUCACCGCUUAUGCCACCAGCAAUACUGUUAUAGAAGUGGUGUGA
This is a messenger RNA of Letharia lupina, 657 nucleotides long. RefSeq lists its product as uncharacterized. The coding region runs from base 1 to 657 and encodes 218 amino acids. The record is from RefSeq and is a predicted model, not a curated record. The transcript is spliced from 2 exons. Lineage: Eukaryota; Fungi; Ascomycota; Lecanoromycetes; Lecanorales; Parmeliaceae.